This is a messenger RNA of Nomascus leucogenys (northern white-cheeked gibbon), 2767 nucleotides long. RefSeq names its product histone H3 associated protein kinase (gene HASPIN). The record is from RefSeq and is a predicted model, not a curated record. Gene Ontology annotation, biological process: intracellular signal transduction; protein phosphorylation; mitotic cell cycle. Lineage: Eukaryota; Metazoa; Chordata; Mammalia; Primates; Hylobatidae. Gene Ontology annotation, molecular function: histone H3T3 kinase activity; ATP binding. Gene Ontology annotation, cellular component: nucleus; cytoplasm.
GUUUGAACGUCUUGGCGGGUGCCGGCCAUGGCUGCUUCGCUCCCGGGACCUGGGAGCCGGCUUUUCCGCACUUAUGGGGCUGCGGUCGGCAGGAGACAGCGGCGGCCGGGCCGGGAAGCCGCGCAGUGGUUCCCGCCGCAGGACCGGAGGCGUUUCUUCAACAGCAGCGGCAGCAGCAACACCAGCAUCGGCGACCCCUCGCAGUCCGACGAUCCUGACGAUCCCGACGACCCCGACUUCCCCGGCAGCCCGGUGGGGCGGCGGCGGAGGCGUCCCGGCGGCCGAGUCCCCAAGGACCGGCCCAGCCUGACCGUGACCCCAAAGCGCUGGAAGCUGCGAGCUCGCCCGAGCCUAACCGUGAGCCCAGGACGCCUGGGGCUGCGAGCUCGACCCCCGCAGAAAUGCAGCACACCCUGCGGCCCGCUCCGACUUCCGCCCUUCCUCAGCCGGGACCUCAGCGUGUGCGGCCAGCCCAGGGACGGCGACGAGCUGGGCAGCAGUGCCUCCCUGUUCAGCUCUCUGGCCUCUCCCGGCCCCGGCUCCCCAACGCCAAGGGACAGUGUCAUCUCCAUCGGCACCUCCGCCUCUCUGGUUGCAGCCUCAGCCGUCCCGAGCGGCCUCCACCUCCCGGAAGUCUCCCUGGACCGUGCAUCUCUCCCCUGCUCCCAGGAGGAAGCGACAGGAGGAGCCAGGCUCACCAAGAUGGUCCACCAAACCCGUGCCAGGCUCAGGUCAGCUCUCUUUGGCCUUAUGAACUCAGGAACCCCUGAGGAUUCUGAGUUUGGGGCAGAUGGGAAGAAUAUGAGGGAGUCCUGCUAUAAAAGGAAACUGGUGGGAAAUGGACCGGAGGGUCCAGGUCUGUCAAGCACAGGCAAGAGGAGGGCCACAGGCCAGGACUCUUGCCAAGAGAGAGGGCUUCAAGAGGCCGUCCGGAGAGAGCAUCAGGAGGCCAGUGUUUCCAAGGGCUGCAUUGUGCCAGGGGGAGUCGACAGGCUGGAGAGAACUAGAUCAAGCCGGAAGAGCAAACAUCAGGAGGCAACGGAAACCUCUCUCCUCCAUUCCCACCACUUUAAAAAGGGCCAAAAGAUGGGAAAAGAUUCGUUCCCCACCCAGGACCUGACUCCUUUACAGAAUGCCUGCUUUUGGACCAAAACCAGGGCUUCCUUCAGUUUCCACAAGAAGAAAAUUGUGACUGAUGUGUCAGAGGUCUGCAGCAUCUAUACAACUGCCACUUCUCUCUCUGGAUCCCUCCUAUCAGAAUGUUCAAACCGGCCUGUCAUGAACAGAACAAGUGGUGCUCUGUCCUCUUGGCAUUCCUCCUCUAUGUAUUUGCUAAGCCCCUUAAACACUCUAAGUAUUUCAAACAAAAAGGCAUCUGAUGCUGAAAAGGUUUAUGGGGAAUGCAGUCAGAAGGGUCCUGUCCCCUUUAGCCAUUGCCUUCCCACAGAAAAACUACAACGCUGUGAGAAGAUUGGGGAAGGGGUGUUUGGCGAAGUGUUUCAAACGAUUGCUGAUCACACACCUGUAGCCAUAAAAAUCAUUGCUAUUGAAGGACCAGAUUUAGUCAAUGGAUCCCAUCAGAAAACCUUUGAGGAAAUCCUGCCAGAGAUCAUCAUCUCCAAAGAGUUGAGCCUCUUAUCCAGUGAAGUGUGCAACCGCACAGAAGGCUUUAUCGGGCUGAACGCAGUGCACUGUGUCCAGGGAUCUUACCCUCCCUUGCUCCUCAAAGCCUGGGAUCACUAUAAUUCAACCAAAGGCUCUGCAAAUGACCGGCCUGAUUUUUUUAAAGACGACCAGCUCUUCAUUGUGAUGGAAUUUGAGUUUGGAGGGAUUGACUUAGAGCAAAUGAGAACCAAGUUGUCUUCCUUGGCUACUGCAAAGAGCAUUCUACACCAGCUCACAGCCUCCCUCGCAGUGGCAGAGGCAUCACUGCGCUUUGAGCACCGAGACUUACACUGGGGGAAUGUGCUCUUAAAGAAAACCAGCCUCAAAGAACUCCACUACACCCUCCAUGGGAAGAGCAGCACUAUCCCCAGCCGCGGGCUGCAAGUGAGCAUCAUUGACUACACCCUGUCGCGCUUGGAACGGGAUGGGAUUGUGGUUUUCUGUGACGUUUCCAUGGAUGAGGACCUGUUUACCGGUGAUGGUGACUACCAGUUUGACAUCUACAGGCUCAUGAAGAAGGAGAAUAACAACCGCUGGGGUGAAUAUCACCCUUAUAGUAAUGUGCUCUGGCUGCAUUACCUGACAGACAAGAUUCUGAAACAAAUGACCUUCAAGACUAAAUGUAACACUCCUGCCAUGAAGCAAAUUAAGAGAAAGAUCCAGGAGUUCCACAGGACAAUGCUGAACUUCAGCUCUGCCACUGACUUGCUCUGCCAGCACAGUCUAUUUAAGUAAGCUAAAUGUAUCUUACGGCCCCGAAAUGAGAGGAGACUGGUCUAGAAGCCUCUGGUGCUGUUUCAAGCUCUGUCCCCACAGCAGGGUGGAACUCCCAUUCUCACAGGUUUCCAGUCAGCUUUUCAAACAAGAAUUUUGUUUCCAAAUGGAAACUGAAAUAUUUGUUGAAAUGUUUAAAUUUGCUGAUAGCAAAUGUUCUGAAAGAAGUAAACUAGCCGGGUGCAGUGGUGUGCGCCUGUAGUCCCAACUACUCGGGAGGCUGAGGCAGGAGGAUCGCUUGAGCCCAGGAGUUCAUAUCUAGCCUGGUCAGCAUAGCAAGACCCCUGUCUCUAUUUUUUAAAAUAAAUAAACUACAUAUGAAAACAAA